Messenger RNA from Anolis sagrei ordinatus, 2480 nucleotides. RefSeq names its product endothelin 3 (gene EDN3). NCBI's taxonomy places the organism in Eukaryota, Metazoa, Chordata, Lepidosauria, Squamata, Anolidae. The record is from RefSeq and is a predicted model, not a curated record. Gene Ontology annotation, biological process: regulation of systemic arterial blood pressure by endothelin; vein smooth muscle contraction; regulation of vasoconstriction. Gene Ontology annotation, molecular function: hormone activity; endothelin B receptor binding. Gene Ontology annotation, cellular component: extracellular region.
CCCUCGGACGGCUGGGUUAAGACCCCCGGCGAGUGAUGGGUCGCCUUGGCCGGAGUCGCGUCUCCUUCCUCGGCUGCUGUUGCCUGCCUUUCCGAAGCGGCUCCCUUUCUCCGGUUCCUUCUUCCCGGUCCACCUGGGCCAGCAUGGGCGAGCCAAGCGAUAACGGAGACGCAUUGAGUCCUAUAUAGAAGCCGUGAAGCAGCGAGACAGAGCUCGGCAGGGAUUGGCUUCGUCCCCUAAAGCGAGCCAUGGACGCGGUGGCGAGUUUGCACCCUUCUCUCCUCCUGGACUAGAGAGCUUCACCCUCCUCCUCCUCCUCCUCCUACAGCAACAACGGCGUUACCAACGCGUUACCACUCCGGAGAAACGUGUGAAGGAGUGGGAGGGGUUCCCUCGACGGCUCCGAGUAAUUUCGCAAACUGCAGAAGAGUUUGGGUUCCUUCUUUAGUGGACGGGCUUAUUAUUAUUAUUUGAGAUCGCCUUCCUCCCCCCCACUAUCCUUGGGUCUUCCCCCGUUUCCUUGCUUCUUCUUCUGCAUUUGCCUCAAUCAAGGUGGAGGAGGCCAUUUGGAGUUCAUGGAGCCGGGAUUUCUGCUCUUUGUUGGACUUUCCAUUUUCUCCAGCACAGGCUUCUUGUUGCCCGUCUCUCGACCCCUGCUGCCUCCCAGCGGCAACGGCAGCGGGCUGAGGUCACCAGGGCUGCAGGAGAGAGUUGGCAAAGAAAGCGAGGCAGCAACAGCAAGAAGGCCACUCUCGGUGACAGAAGCUGACCCGGCAGAAGUGCACCACCGACCCAAACGCUGCACUUGCUACACCUACAAGGAUAAGGAGUGUGUAUAUUACUGCCACUUGGACAUCAUCUGGAUCAACACCCCAGAGAGGACUGUUCCGUAUGGGCUGGCUAAUUACAGAGGAAAUUUCAGAGGCAAAAGGUCUACAGAGCAGCAUCGCAAGAGCUUGCAGUCAUCAAAGUGGCCUUCACUGCGCUGCUCCUGUGCAGAUAGAUGUGACAAGCCGUGCAUGAAUUUUUGCACGAGGACCCAGGGUGGCCAAUGUAAUAAAGAACAACUGGGCAGCACAGGAGAAACAGGACCCCCUGGAGAAAUGGAGCAUGUUCUCACUUAGUAGCUUAGGAUAAUUUGGUAGCUCCUAAAUGAAGAGGUGCCAUGUUAAGAAGCUACUACCUAAGAUAUGAAACUCAUCCAAGGUGGAGAAAUGUGCCCAGAUUCUCAAAUGGAUUAUCUAGCAGUAGGCCCUACCUUUUCUGGAACUGAUGCCAUCCUGAAGGUGGAAAAUUCUCCUCUCUGGAGAACCUUAUACUUUCCUGCAGUGUUCUGGUAUGUCAUAACAGAACAUGGCGACUUCCAUCCAUUUUGGAAAGAAACCGUUUUGCCAUUUUAAAAGUCCAAAUAACAAUGAUUACCAACACAUUCAAGGGAUAAACUUUCUUACUUGAUCAACAUAUGGGACAGGGGAGGGAAAUAUUGUUUUACAGGAUUGUUUUUUGUACUUAAUUUUCCAGUUUUCUGCAGACAGUUGUGAUUGGUACUUUAGAAAAAAAAAUACUUUUGUUUGAUGAUGUCACUUCUAUAUUUAAAAAACCCUUUCUCCCUAAUGUUAUUCAAACCUGUCUUCAUAUUGUAAUUUCAGUGGCAAAACAUGACAAUAUCUAUGCAGAUUUAGUAUGAAUGGCUAUUAUUAAUAUCAUUAUAAAAUAUAGCAAGCUAACAGUAUACUGUGAGUAUUUCAUAGGUUGUCGGUUUUUACGUGCCAACUAUCUCUGCACUGAAAUUGACUUUUAAAAGAGAGAUAAGAAUAGCAGCCAAGAGAUGCAGUGCUGGCAACUUAUUCUUACCAGCCACCACAAUUGAGACCUUCAAGAGGAAACUGUAAAAUCUCAAAAAUGCAUGUGUUACAGACACUGAAAGGCUUAUGUUAGUGGUUAAUUACGAAUUGUAUAAGAUGGAUGAUUCAAAAGACGUGGGAGGGAGCAGUUAUUUGCAAUUAUGGAAAGUGACUCUGAGAAACACAAAAUACAGAACGACUGGAUAUGUUUCAGCACAACUGAGGGCCAUAUGAAUGAGUUGGGAGCAUGUUUGGCUUAAGAAGAAUUUUAGAAGAACGUUCUCCCUAUGUUUGCUAAUCAAAGAGGAAAAAAACCAGGGAAACCAUUUAUUGAUACUUGGAAGCCUUUCAAAGGACGCUUUGCUAAAAACUGUGGGAUUUUUUUUCAAUAAAAGCUUUAUAUUUUACUGGGAUACAGGUUUGAAGACAACAUUUAAGGCUGUAAGCCGAAUACCUGAACUCUGCAAAUGAACAACCCUCAAAACCAGCCAAAUAAAAUUUGCAAAGAGGUAAAGGACAUUGUCUUAAGCAAAAAAGGAAGAGAACUUUUGUCGAAAAAAAUAUAAAUAUAUAUAAAUAUAUAUAUAAAAUAUAUAAAUAUAUUACAUAAAUAAAUAAAUUAUUCAACCUAUCAAA